UGCUAACUUGUUUGUAGAGGGAAACUUUUCUCCAAGGUUCGCGCUCCUCCUCUUCACGCUCCUGACGUGCAGCCACUUCAGCGGCGUACUCUUUAAGCAUUAGCCGCUUUACGAAGUCAUCUCUCGGGCUUUUUUCACUUCUUUUCUUAAAACCACCGAGCAAAAGCCUUUCCUGCUAUUUUUCAGUGGAAAUUCAAAAUAAAUUCCAAGGAAUCAACAGCGUGGACCGAGGCGGGAUGGGGCGGUCCAGUUGAAGUUGCGAGCUAAAGACAGGCUGAGUCUCCUCCGGUGCUCCCACCACAGUAACGCCAGUCCCCGCCUUGGAGGCCAUGGGCUGCGGCUUGCGAAAACUAGAAGACCCGGAGGAUAGCAGCCCCGGGAAAAUCUACUCCACCUUGAAGAGACCGCAGGUGGAGACCAAAACAGACACCGUGUACGAGUAUGUACUGCUAGACUUCAGCUUGGAAGGUAGCCGUCCGACAGUCCAGUAUGUGUCCUCGCUGUCUGAGUUGCCUCAGGCCCUACAGCCAUACUACACCCAAGGCUACCUCCUGGCUGCACUUCACCCCAUCAUCCUGUCUGUGGGUCGGACUCGCUCGCUUCCCUUCAGCCUGCUCUACCGCGCCAUCCUGGCCCGUCCUAGACCCAGUAAGCAGACAGCAUCCAUGUAUCACAGCGUGCCGGUGCUGAGGGUGGAGGAGUGGCCUUUACCUGGAGACUCGCUGACGGCUGACACUGUCAGAGCACUCAUCGAUAGGGUGAACAGCAGUGCACGGGGAGGGGUUCGAUUCAUUGGCUCCGUCCUCCAGCAGGUGAGUGGGAUCACCAAUGGCCGGGUGCACAGUCCAAAGAGGGCCUGUCGCUCGCCUCCACGUACACCUCCUGAAACACUGCCUGGAGACAGAGAGCUGGAUGACAACACCUACAGUCCCGAUUUGAGGUUGCUGGUCUUCUUCCACUCAUGGGCUCCUGGCUGUGCUCCUCUGGACUCUCUGGGCUGUCAGUACCACCAGGGGGCACUCUCCAUGCGUGUUUCCAGGAAAGGCCACGUGGUCAGUGCUCUGGAGGCUGAUUGGUUGGAGCUGACUGCCGCCUACUAUCGCAAAGGCUGGUCUCUGGUAGACUCCUUUGUUUACUGGGACACACCCAAAGGCGAGCCGGUGCCUCGAUCGCUGGAGGGAUUGUUCGUGUACGAGGAGAGAAGCACGUCUCCUCCUGCCAAUGACACAAUUGUUGUCGAGCAGUGGACCGUCAUCGAGGACUCCAAUGUGAAAACAGAUUACGGGCCACUCCUCCACACUCUGGCUGAGUUUGGCUGGCUGCUCACGUGCGUGCUGCCCACACCCAUCAUCCGGCACGACAGUGACGGGAAUCUGGCCACAAAGCAUGUUGUAUUCCUCCAGAGGCCGGUCAGAGGUGAGACAGCCGGACAGCCGAGGAACCAGUCUGUGUCCAGUCACUCUGUGAGUCGGGCAGCCAGCAGCCCCGACCCUCCAGACACCCUUGCUCUGCCUGCGGGAGGCAUCGGGGGAUUCCCAGUGUUCGGAGGAGGGUACCCCAGCUCCCUAUCCCACAUGGAGGAAGGUGGCUUUGAGCAGGACGAGGGGAAAGCUGAGGUCACCUGUAUGUAAGCAGGUGGAAGUACCCAAGCAAAGAGAUAUGAACUGUGGAAGGUUCAGACUAUUCACCAUCUGACAGAGACUUUAAUGUAGAGGAGCUCUGCACUUUGAAAAUGUUGUUAACGAAGCCAUAACGAGAAAACGGUUGGACUUAGAUGUGCAGAGUGAUGCACGCCUAAUAACAGGUGCUCCCAGUAUUAUAAAGCACAGGAAAUAUGUUAAUGUUAUUGUGAGAACUUGAAGGAGCGGGGCUCUGCUUUCUGCUUACAGUCUGGAGUUAUGCUCCUUCACAGCUCAGAAACAUACUGAAGCAGGAAGAAAUCUAGUUUAGUUUAAAGUAAUUUAGAAAGAGUAUAAAAAGUGAUGUGGAACUAUAACUAAACAUAAUAGGAAAAAGUCACAGGCAGUUUGGGUUAAAAGGGCCUACUUGUUCUUACUUCAGCCCUCUAAAAUCCAUGUUUCCUGAGAAAGUUCAUGAAUGUCAGCUUUAGAUUUAUAUAUCAGUGAGACAACAUCCUUCAGUCAAGUAAUCAGUUGUCAGUAAUAAAUGUAUUCCAGAAACUGUGAAAGGAAAAAGAAAGUAGCACAUUCCAGACUUUGACAUAUGACCGGUGACCUCAGCUUGAAGUGAGUGGAUGUAGCUGCUCGGUGCGGCUGCCAUCGUCCUGUGUGAUCACUGUGUGGUGUCAGUGGCUCUAUUAGGUUUAAUAUCGUACACGAUGGAGCUCGAUCAGUAAAAAUUUGACUUGUUCUUUCAUAACUGGUUUAAAGCCCCAGCUGUGUGCGCUUUCUGCUGGCGUGUGUGUAUAACUGACUUUCAGUCAGAAAAGCAGCAGAAGUUCAGCGUCUGGACUCGGAGUUCUUUUCUCUCUUUGCUAAUGUGCUGCUCAUAAAAAUCGACGAGGAAGACUCCUGGAGCCUCGAGGAAGAUGCCGGGGUGGUGGAGGUGUUGCGCUAAAACGUGGCGAUGCAGGGCAGCAGCUCUGACGUGUGAAAGGAGGAGAUGGGAGCAUUUGGAGUUUAAAGGUGAACUGGAAGUGUCUGUCAGGUGUGUGACGUGAGGAGAGUGAGGGAUGUUGGUGUGCGUGACACAGGGCAACUGGAGCACCACUUCAGUGUGUAGCUCUUACGCUGUGAUGAAGGCUCUGUGCUGAAAACAUACCAGGUAUAAAUGGUGGGCGUGGCUUCUUUGUCUGAAAAGUGAAGCAGACACACAAGUGCCUUAAACCCGCACUCUUUCUAAUGGCCACCAGGGGGUGAUACCAAAGGUUGCAGGUCCUAUACAAGUCUAUGAGGAAACAGCCCCCUGCUUGGACCUCUAUAAACACCAGUUCAGUGACGUAUUUUGGAUCAUACUGAUGAAAACGCUCCGCUUUGUAAAGUUUGGUCACUCCAAGUGUCAGAGAGGACGACUCAUACAGUCGGUGAGCACAUGGUCUGAGUCAGAGCUACACCCACAGCUCAUUACAUCAAAGUUCUGAUGAUGAGAUCAUCACACAGUUUACAUGUUUUGGAAUACAUUUAUCUGAUAUUUAGCUCUCCACUGAAGUUUUGUUUCUAUUGUCACAUAUGAUGUUUCACAAUUGUUUUGUAGUUUCACCAGAUAACCACACAAAAAGAGAAAAGUCACUGAACUACUUGAGCCACCGUACGGAUAUGUAGUUAACCUAUAUACCUCCCCAGUACAUGAUGAAAGCGAGGUGCCUGAAACAGUAUAUUUGUAUAGAAAAGCCUAUUUCUCUGAGAUGUUACAGCUUUUUCAGCUAUUACUCUGGAAGUCGAUCAUACAGCUCAUCGUGUUUAAAAGUAUUAUUUUUCCUCCUUCAUUUUAAAGGUACUGCUAAUAUUCCUGCUGCUUUCCAGACAUUCAGUGUUACACACAUCCUAAAUGGAUGGAGGGCUCUUUUUCUGCUGUUGUGCAUGUGUGUGUAUAAGUAUAUUAGAUAAGUGUAUUUGUCUCAUUUAUAUAAAACAUUUCUAAAGCUGCGCUUUGAAAUAGAAGCGAUCGAUGUCGUUUGCAGUCUGUGAUGCACAAAUACAAGAAAUGUGAGUUAAAUGCCACAAACAUGAAUUUCUAACAGGUGCCAUGUUGUGUGAAUAGUAUCAAAAUGUUUUUAAAAAAAAGACCCUGGAAACUAAUUUUUCGAAGGGAGAUUUGAGAUUUCAGGAUGAGGGAGAGCUUCCAUGCCAAUUCCUGAUUAAACUAUUGUUUGUUCUGGGAUUUUAUAAAGGGAAGUUACUUUAUAAUAGGACACAAAUGGGACAAAAAUAUGGAGUGACCUUAUGAAUCAGGAAUGACUUUUAAGCGGACCUGUUCUUCUCAUUUUCAGAUUUGAUCUCGGAACGGUUACAACAGUCACAUUGCACUAUUCCCAGUGAACCGUUCUUAUUAGCGCUGAUCUUCAGUUCAUCCCGUCUGAAGCCACUUUUAGCUUCCUUUAAGCCAACUUUAUUACGAUUGGCUGCCCUUCGUUAAGCGUUUACAGGUGGGUGGGGCUUCUGCGCUUGCAGCCUGAGGGGGCUUUAUUAGAGCAAACAGUAGAAAUGGCCAACGUGUACAUACCCUGAACUCAUUAUGUUAAUGUUUGCUUUGUUUAAUGAGCUCGAUGAUCAGAACAGUGCGUCAGGAAAUGAGGAAAGCAGAGCAGGUCUCCUUAAAGAUCAACUUUCAGGUUAAUCUGAGGACUUUUAUAAAUAAGGUGCUGUUUUAGUUUGAAUGGAAAUGUAUUAAAUGGGUGUUCACUGUCAGUAUUAAUAUUCUAGCUUUUCCCUUUUCUGAGAGUUGUACAUUUCUCUUCCUUUAUCGUGGCUGUUAUUUUUUAUUAAACAGUAUUUCCCA
Pundamilia nyererei is the source of this 4458-nucleotide messenger RNA. RefSeq names its product raftlin family member 2 (gene rftn2). Bases 330 to 1631 code for a protein of 433 amino acids. NCBI's taxonomy places the organism in Eukaryota, Metazoa, Chordata, Actinopteri, Cichliformes, Cichlidae. The transcript is spliced from 9 exons. The record is from RefSeq and is a predicted model, not a curated record.